Messenger RNA from Necator americanus (New World hookworm), 204 nucleotides. RefSeq lists its product as uncharacterized. Lineage: Eukaryota; Metazoa; Nematoda; Chromadorea; Rhabditida; Ancylostomatidae. The record is from RefSeq and is a predicted model, not a curated record. The coding region runs from base 1 to 204 and encodes 67 amino acids. The transcript has 2 exons.
AUGGAAUAUGGUUACUCAUUUAGGAUUCGGCACAAAUUCCUUCAAAGCUAUUCGAUUGAGGUUGAAAUAGUGACCAGUUCUUCGACGAUGUUAUCGCGCUCCAUUCUCUCGACCAAUUCGAACCGUGUAUUUGAUCGAUUUGUACGAGGAGUGUCCAGAACUUCGUAUCAUCGUCUCGCAAGGAAGAGAAGAAUUGAUGUUUAA